Lacerta agilis (Sand lizard) is the source of this 654-nucleotide messenger RNA. It is a transcript of the gene TMEM212, whose product is annotated as transmembrane protein 212. The coding region runs from base 7 to 588 and encodes 193 amino acids. The record is from RefSeq and is a predicted model, not a curated record. The transcript is spliced from 4 exons. Lineage: Eukaryota; Metazoa; Chordata; Lepidosauria; Squamata; Lacertidae.
CUCAUAAUGAACGCAGGCCGCCUUUUUGUGGUAACUGGAAGAAUGCUGAUUUCCUUUGGGAUUCUAAGCAUCGUCUCUGGAAUUAUUGCCUUCUUCCCUGUUUUUUCCUAUAAACCGUGGUUUGCCGGGUGGAGUGUCCGCAUUGCUUCUCCCAUCUGGAGUGGAGCUUUGGCUGUUAUUGCAGGUGUACUCGUUGCUCUGGCUGAAAAACAAUGGACCCAGAGAUACCUGUGGGAAGCCGCUUUCACCUUUGGCAUCUUGAACAUCAUCAGCUCACCGGUUCAAGGUGCCAUCGCCUUUGCAUCCCUCCUUCUUGGACCUUAUUGCUACUACUCUUUCGCCGGAGUUUCGGGUACAAACUACCUCGGUUAUGCUGUCCUUUUGCCCUUUCCUUACGGCAAGUUUGCUUCCGUGUGCAAGGACCCCGCAGGCUAUGAGUGGUACCACCUGGCGCUGCAGAUGCUAGACAUUUGCUCCAGUCUUGCCAUGUUCUCUGCAUCCUUGGCCAUUGUGAUCAAACUCGCAGCAAGACUGCUCCAGUUUGGACACUUAAAUGGAGAAGCCAACAAGCAAAGACAACUGGGCUGAGCUGCCACAUCACAUGGGUUUCAGGCUGCAUUUAUAGCCUGGAGGACGUCAGGGGCUGCCAGCAUU